This is a messenger RNA of Enterobius vermicularis (human pinworm), 1581 nucleotides long. The record is from the annotation of a GenBank genome assembly. NCBI's taxonomy places the organism in Eukaryota, Metazoa, Nematoda, Chromadorea, Rhabditida, Oxyuridae.
AUGUUCGAUGACCAGUUGAUUGAAGAUAUUCUCAUUUCAAAAUUUCUUAUGGAGUCUUUACCAUGUCUACCGGAUAUCGGUUUGUCGUUACUUCCUGCUGAGGAACUUAUCAGAAAUCAGAUUGGAUUUCACAGGGCUGUUGCUUAUUGUUCAUGGGAGGAACUAAUGAUUGGUUGGAGAAAGUGCGAAAUUAAAAAAGACUGUUGCGCGUUGCUGACAUUGAAAUUUGAGCCAGAGCGUAUUGGGAUGCGUAUUCAGUUUGAUUUUGACUCUUCCCUACAAUUCUGCUAUUAUACGUAUCCGCCUGGUUACUCGAGAGCGUACCUAGCACUUUUUGGGUUUGGCCUGUUGUACAAUGAGAAUAAAUGCCCUAUCGCCCUUCUCGACGGUGUACAGUUUGAAAAAUACAUCAGUUUCAAGAAGUCUAAUCAUAUUUUUGAUACAUUCUCUUUGAACAGCCAAAAUUUGGUAAAUGGGGAUUUAUCAACAAACAGUGACAGUUUUGCAGACUGGAGGAGCAAAUUACCUGAGCAACGCCAGAAUAGGAGAGGUCUGCCCCCUGUUGCGGCUACUAGUUUUGCAGAUCCUGUUCAGCACAGCAGAAUCCAGGAAAAAGCAGAGCCGAAAAAGCCUUUGAUUUUCACACAGGAUCUGUUGGAGGAAGAGAAUGCCAGUAGCAGGCUUCCAGAGAAGAAUGUUUCUGGAAGGUCGACACUGAAAUCACUAAGCCCUGAAGGUGUAAAAAAGAGUGUGGAGUAUACUGAUGACGAAGAUGAUGUUCCAGAGAAGAAUGUUUUUGGAAGGUUGACACUGAAAUCACCAAGCCCUGAAGGUGUAAAAAAAAAGACUGUGGAGUAUACUGAUGACGAAGAUGAUGUUCCAGAGAAGAAUGUUUCUGGAAGGUCGACACUGAAAUCACUAAGCCCUGAAGGUGUAAAAAAGAGUGUGGAGUAUACUGAUGACGAAGAUGAUGUUCCAGAGAAGAAUGUUUCUGGAAGGUCGACACUGAAAUCACUAAGCCCUGAAGGUGUAAAAAAAAAGAGUGUGGAGUAUACUGAUGACGAAGAUGAAGAUGAAGAGGACGGAGAAGAGGAAGGGGAAGGAGAUAAAAAAAAGGAUGAAGAAAGUGCCCAGAAAUCAGAAGAACCAGCCUCUUUGGGGGAGGUGAAAAAGUUGUUAUGCACAGUAUGCCACGAGGACUCUAUUCAGAUGGUGUUUUUGCCUUGUGGACAUGCAUCGGUUUGUGAGAGCUGUUGUCGUGAGUACUACAGAAGGGAGUUAGAUGAAGUAGCACUUAGAUCCUCUUCUGCUGGGAAACUUUUCGAUGGAACAGGCAUCCACUGUUUUAUUUGUCGCCAUAAAAUUGAGGCAGUUGCUAAUCUUCCGAUUCUUAGGACGAAAUGCCCUUUAUGUGGAUGUCAUACUAUGAAUGCAGUGGCCGGAGGUCAGGGGGGGUGCGGUUGCGUUAUUGGUUGUUACGAUAAAGCUCUUCUCUUAUUAGAAGAAGGGGGCAGUUGUCCAAAGUGCGACAAAAAACUGAUUGAAAUAGUAAAGGUGUUCAUUGAAGGCGUUCCAUGUUAA